This is a messenger RNA of Caenorhabditis angaria, 1144 nucleotides long. Lineage: Eukaryota; Metazoa; Nematoda; Chromadorea; Rhabditida; Rhabditidae. The record is from the annotation of a GenBank genome assembly.
AUGUUCACAGCUGUUCGCCGUUUUUCAACGGGUUAGUCGCAAAAAAACAAAUCAAUUUUUCGGGAAAAAACAAAACCUUAUCAAGGGAAGGUCAUCAUUAUUGUAUAUGAAAAUAAUAACGAACAAUCGAUUUUUUUUUAUUUGUUAUACUAAAAUUGAUUUUUUCAGCAACUCGCCGAUUUUUGUCAAUGGAUACUCCAUCGAUAGAUAUUCAAGGUAAACAAUCUCUGCAGAAAUAGAGCUCCGAACUGCAAAUGAUGCAACUUUGCCAGCGAAAGCGUGAAAAACUUCAUGAAAUUUCAACUUUUUAUUUCGAAAUAAUUUUUCCCGCGCUCGGCUCUCGAAGCGAUUUAUAAACACGUCAGUCUGAGAUUGACGCAUUUUAUGUGUGCACAGGCGCGAGUUCAAAAUUUUAUUUCUCAAACGUUUUUUUUCAGAAAUCCGUGCAAAAUACUGGAACAAAGAUGAGGAAUUUUUCCUCGAAGAGAAUCUGCCAACCACUGAUCCUUUCAAGCUUUUUGAUAUUUGGUUCAAGCAAAUCGCAAAUAUUUCGGAUUUAUCAUUCGAGGAAAUAAAUGCGGUUUGUGUUUCAACUGUAGGAAAGUGAGUUUUCAAAAUUCAAGUUUUCGAGAAAAAGUCAUUGUUUAUUUUUUUCAGAGAUUUACGUCCUUCUAGUCGAAUGGUUUUGCUGAAAUCGUAUACUUCUGAUGGUUUUUCGUUUUUUACAAAUUAUAACAGUCGAAAAGGCCAGCAAAUCGAGGAAAAUCCAAAUGCUGCAAUGCUUUUUCAUUGGCCAAAAACAUCUCGACAAAUUCGAAUCGAAGGAGCAAUUGAUAAAUUAGACGAUGAUUUAGCGGUAAAAUAUUGGAAUUCGAGACCAUUACCAAGUCGAAUCGGAUCGAAAUCGAGUGAACAAUCGGAAACUGUUCCAAAUCGACAAUUUCUUGAGAAUAAAAAACGGGAACUUACGGAGUUAGCUGAACGCGAAGGUGGACAAGCAAUCACAAAACCCGAAUCUUGGGGUGGAUAUAUUCUGAUUCCUCGAUAUUUCGAAUUCUGGCAAGGACAAUCGGAUCGUCUUCAUGAUCGAAUUGUAUUCGAGAGAGAUGAAGAAGUAUGGACAAUCAAAAGAUUAUCGCCAUAG